Messenger RNA from Nematostella vectensis (starlet sea anemone), 4620 nucleotides. RefSeq names its product serine/threonine-protein kinase DCLK1. NCBI's taxonomy places the organism in Eukaryota, Metazoa, Cnidaria, Anthozoa, Actiniaria, Edwardsiidae. The transcript has 20 exons. Gene Ontology annotation, molecular function: protein kinase activity; ATP binding. The record is from RefSeq and is a predicted model, not a curated record. Gene Ontology annotation, biological process: protein phosphorylation; intracellular signal transduction. Bases 68 to 2809 code for a protein of 913 amino acids.
CGAGAGGAGCGCAAGGAGUUCCAGAUCCUCAUUGAAGAUCAUUAAAAUUAAACGGAAACCUCAAGAUAUGGAGAGCUCAGCAGAAUUUGAUUUCAAACUAUGGGCGGCAGAGAGUAACCUUAAAACUGGUACAAUCUAUGUGCUACAGCGGGAGGGAUUCGAUACGAAGGCGGCCCUGACGCUGACAAGGCGACAAGAUGUUUACACACUCGACAUCUCUCGCGGUCAAAAGCGCACGCUCGCCAAGGCCCUGGCUAAACUAAUGGAAAACCCGGAGAUGUCUGCAAUGUUCCUUGAGACCGCUAAGUCUUUUGAGAGUUCUGAUGGUGAGUCGUCGAGUUCUGGCGCGGAGACGGAGAGUGCAGUGCAAAGGGAGUCGGUAAUAGAAGAAGAGGAUGAAGACGAAGAGAAUGAAGAAGCUCAGAUUGGCGACGGCGAGGAAGGUGGCAUUUUGGAUGCUCCCGAAAAAACAGUGACUGCCGAACAAGUAACAGCUGCAUCGGGAGAUAGAAUGGAGAAUGGAAUGAUGAAUGGAGACGAAGACUUCCGAAGCGGUUCCCCUGGCCUUCAACGAUCGGGGUCGAGAAACUCCAUCGGUAGAGAUGGCAGAAACUCCCUACUUCGACGAAACCAAAGCCUUAGCGCCAAACAGAUUAUGUUCUACAGAAAUGGAGACAGGUUUUUCAGUGGCCUGAAGUUGGCGGUUUCAAGCGAGCGCUACAAGGAAUUCGAUUCACUAUUAACCGAACUGUCUGCGAAAAUCGACCUUCAAACCGGCGCGGUUCGCUAUAUCUUUAAUAGCGAAACAGGCAAUGAAGUCCAAGAUGUGACUGAACUACAGUAUGGGGUGUCCUACGUUUGCUCUUCGUCUAACCAUUUUCAGCGGAUUGAAGGUGGUUACAGAAAUAACCAACCACAAUGGGCGCUUACAUCCGCGAAGGGCAACCCGAAAAGCGAGCUGCAGAACUGGCAACAGAACGAACAAGUCGACCAGCAGAAAGAUUUUAUCCGAGCCAAGCUAGUGACUGUCGUGAAACACGGCAAAAAACCUCAGAAGAAAGUCACUAUGCUGUUGAACAAGAAAACUGCGUCUUCGUUAAACCAAGUCCUCGAUCAUCUAUCGUCUAAAGUCACCGUUGGCAAAGUGGAUAAACUCUACACCGUCGACAUGAAACCGAUCAAAACUCUACGUGACCUUUUCUAUGAUGACCACACAUUUGUGGCGUUAAGCUCUCAUGAGAAGCCACCUGAGGAAGGUUUUGACCUGGAUCUUCAGCAGUACAGCUGCAAGAAGAACUCUGCAUAUAGAGACUUGCAGCGCCCGUCCAGUGGCCUGAAGAGAUCCUCCUCCCUUCGAACAACUCGCCAGCACCGUGACAGCAGCUCCCGAGAUGGAGGAGCUCCAGGCCGCCCUGUGCGACGAUCAUCCUCAGUUAAGAGUGCUGGAAAAGGUUCCCGAGGCCGUAGCGUCAGCCCAAGCAGGGUUAAUGGACACACGCCAUUGUCCAACCGCUCCAAGUCUCCGAGCUCCACUGGUAGAAAGACUCCUUCUGGGACAGGCAUGGGGACAGACGAGUUGUACCCUGCGCACGUUUUUGAGAAGGACAACAUGAUGUCAGAUUCAGGUGGAGAGACAAAAGUAUUUAAGAAAAGGAGGGUGUCUGUCCACGGCUUCUACAGAAUCGGAAAAGUAAUUGGCGAUGGGAAUUUCGCUGUAGUUCGGGAAUGUAAACAUAGGAAAACAAAUAAAGAAUAUGCAUUAAAGAUUAUAAAUAAAGCAAAAGUCAAAGGGAAGGAACAUAUGAUAGAAAAUGAAAUUAGUAUUUUAAGAAGAGUUAAGCAUAACCACAUAGUGGAACUUAUAGAGGAAUACGAAACCCCCAGAGAAAUAUUUCUUGUCAUGGAAUUAGUCAAGGGAGGGGACUUAUUUGAGGCGAUCGUCGAGGCGACUAAAUACACCGAGGUUCACGCGAGUCAUAUGGUGCGUGACCUAGCCUCCGCACUGGAUUACCUUCACUGCAACUCUAUAGUACAUCGAGAUAUCAAACCGGAAAACUUAUUGGUGUUAAAUCUUCCAAAUGGGCGUAAAUCGCUCAAGCUAGCAGAUUUUGGUUUGGCGAUGGAAGUAAAGUCACCAAUGUUCUUAGUGUGCGGGACCCCCACAUAUGUAGCACCAGAAAUACUCGACGAAUCCGGUUACGGUCUGAAAGUGGAUAUCUGGGCGGCAGGGGUUAUAUCUUAUAUUCUAUUGUGCGGCUUUCCGCCAUUUAGGAGUCCGGAUCAAGAUGAGCUGUUCGACUUGAUUCUCGCAGGCGAGUUCGAGUACUUAUCGCCGUUCUGGAAUGACAUCUCCUCGUCGGCCAAGGAUCUGAUUGACCACAUGCUGGUAGUAGAUGCCAACCAGAGAUACUCCGCCAAGCAAGUGCUCGCACAUCCCUGGGUCAAGGGUAACACGGUGGCACACAAAGACAUCCACGUCAACCUUCAGAACGAGAUCAACAAGAACUUCGACGCAAAGAGGAGACUUCGCAGUGCUGCAGUCGCAGUGAAAACGGUUAAAGCCCUCGAAAAAUUAAGCAAGUCCCUCCAUCGGCCCAAGCUCAGUGAUGAGGUCUUCUUAUCCUCAAGCCUGGAUGAUCUAACUAUGCCAGCCAUUACUGAAGAGCCAGAGACUUCGAACAAUAAUGAUACAGUUAUCAGACGUGAUAAGCCUACAUCCAAACCACGCCCAAAGAGCCUCAAUUUUGAGAUUUGCCUUGAUGAUUAUGAAGAAAACAUGACAGAUGAUGAGAAAUGUCUACGACACUGACAGAGUUCAAUGUCAUGUUAACUGGAGUGAAUAAAUAGUGUACAGAUAUUUAUAUAAAAAGAUAAAUAUAAAAAUAAAAUAGCCAGUACACCUCCCGCAACCCUCCAUGACCUACAACCAUUGAAGAGCCCUUGCCAGACACACCUUUGUUAUCUUGCCUUAUGCUGAAUUCAACAAAAACUUUCACGACAGUUCCUCAUUGGAUGGAAAUGAAUCCUUUCUCACUCUUGGGACUUACCUAGGGUGACAAAUGGGGCUGACAGAGGCUCUAACCUUUUCUUUACCAAUUGAUCAGGUUUAAAAGCUAAACUGUAGCAUUUUUUUCAACCUAAGCCCUAUCUCAGUUAAAAGGUACUAUGCUCAUCUCUAGCCAGGCCUGUAGCCAGAAUCAAAAUUUUACACAGGCAAAGCUAGCCACUGGAUGAUAAGUUCAACAAAAGCAGGUGUUUUAUCUCAUAAUGUUAAAUUGUGAAACACUAAACAUUGGAAUUUUACCGAGGCAAGUGCCUCACUUGUCUCAUGCUGGUUACAGCCCUGCUAGCCUCAAACAUGGAUCCAAACCUCCAGAUACCAUAAAGGGCAUAGAAAUGCAUUUCCUGUACAAAGUAUGGUUAGUCGUCAGAUUAGGGAAAUGGAUCAACACAAGGCAGAAGUGGACUGUUUUGUAGCUCAACCUUGUCUUGACUUAUUUUCCUGACCCAACAAUGCCUAUACAGACCAACCUAUUUUUCUACAGCUUGUCUGUAGUACUUCUAGCCAUAACAUUUACUCAUCCCAAUAUUAUUAUAGUGCAACCUUAAAUUAUUGUUCAUAUUCACAGAAGAUUUACACAUUGAGUGUGUAGGGACAUGUGCCCUUGGAUGUAAAUAUAAGCAGAGAGCAUACUAUAAAUUAUAGUAUAAUUUAAACAAAUUGAUUUGAUAGUAAUAUGAAUUUCAAAUUUAAAUGUUGUAUUUAAUUAUUGAUUAUUGACUGUGUUACAUGGAAUAAACUAUAACACCUUUAGACACAGAAAGAAACUAGAAAAAGUCUCCCAAAGCUUACACACUUAGUACUCCCAAGGUUUUGGGAUCAGAAAACUCACUGGAGAAAUUUAGAAACACUAAAAGGGUUAGUCAUGGGUGUGUCAUCUUUAUUUCGUACCCUUAAAAAUACAAUAUAAACGAAGUGAGAGGCUGUACUUUUUAAAGCUUUUGAGACUUUCAGUGUGUGUGCCAUCCAAAAAGUAGAAUUUGACAAAAAAAAAAUGGCAAAAUCCAAUCCAGAAGACCACACAUUUUUUCUAGCUGAUUAAGAGAUAAGAACCUUUGAAGAUUGUGUGUUUAGGAGCAAAAAGAAGUGAUAAGCAUCCCUCUACCAAACCUUGGGAGUACUGUUAGAUGAAUGACCAUGACAAGGGUGGACCAGUUGGACAGGCCGCUUCUCCCCCUGGAUACACUUCACCCCCCCUAAGAGAAUUACUCCAACAAAAACAUGUUAUAACGCUUUAAUACUCAUUAUUUAUUACUUACAACCAGAGCUAUUAUUGGUGCCAUGGCAAAUAAUAUGUACAAUAAAUCUUUGGUUUUAAAUAUGAUGCAAGUCUAGCUAUAUGGAAUGAAGUGGCAAAAAAUGACUUCUCGAUAAAUUUACUGUAUGAAGGUGAAUUUAUCAAUUUUUUUUGGUACAGUUGUAUUGGAAUCACAAUCUCCAAGUUUUGGGGAUUUCAGGAUUGGCUGGUACGGAGUCUGUGACUAUAUACAUUAAUAGCAGUCUUGCAUAUAUAAUGUGAGUAUGACAUUGGAAACAAAAUAAAAACUUUAAAUAAUUUA